This is a messenger RNA of Ruditapes philippinarum (Manila clam), 3513 nucleotides long. RefSeq names its product lymphocyte antigen 75-like. Gene Ontology annotation, molecular function: signaling receptor activity. The coding region runs from base 66 to 986 and encodes 306 amino acids. The transcript has 6 exons. The record is from RefSeq and is a predicted model, not a curated record. Lineage: Eukaryota; Metazoa; Mollusca; Bivalvia; Venerida; Veneridae.
CAAAUGUGGUAUUAGUAAUAACUAGUGUUCAAUGGUGUAACAAAGAGCAAUUUUACUUAAACAAAAUGGUAAAUCUCUUAAUAUGGAUAAGUGUAAUAGGUAUUUAUAUACAAACACCGGAAUGCUGCGAGGAGAAAUGGGUUCCGUACGACAGAUUUGGAGUAUGCUACAAACUAUAUACAACACCAAGAUUAGAAUGGGAAGACGCUAAAGACUUUUGUUCAAAACAAGACGCGGAACUUACAGAUUUAUAUGACUACACAGAACAAAUGUUCAUAAAAGAUAACUUGUUAAGAAGAAUCAGAGCACAUGGUGUCUGGAUAGGAAUAUCUGAUGAUGGAGAUGAAGGUGACUGGAGAUGGGUAAAUAAUUCACAAGCAGACAUAGACAGAUUCGAGUGGUGGCCAGGAAACCCAGACAAUGCCAAUGUUGAAGAUGGGUUCUUUGAUUCAUUCUUUGGGGAAGACUGUGUGGAGAUUAGUCUUAAAUCAAAAUAUCGUGGCCUAUUAAAUGAUUAUCGUUGUGACGAAAGAAUGCCAUUUAUAUGUAAGAAGAAAGAUAUGUCCACCACAACUACUACCACAACAACAACUUUGGCAACUACUGUAGCCACAGAAUCUGAUACGUUGAGACAAAAUGAGAAUAAAUUUACUGUACCAGUUGUUUCAACAUUGACGGUGAUAUGUUUGAUAGCCCUGCUCGUUGCCGGUUCUUUCAUCUAUCUAAGACGAUACCGGAAGCGGAAGUCAACUCCUGACAAUUACGAAGACGCCAAUUUUACGUCAUCAGCGAAUGAAAACAUUUACACGUGCCUGGACACAAAUAGCCAAUCAGCAUUGAAUAACAACAUCGCAUCAUGUGACCAGAAUAGCAUUCAUGAAUAUCAUAGUGUACAUUUUUCAGCACAAGGUUCACUUUAUGAGUCAGUCAAUUGCAACAAAUUGAAUACAGAUUAUCAGACACCACCGCCACCAAGAAAAUAUUGAAACUCUAUUCUUAAUGUAAGAUACUUGUAAUACAAAAUGUACAAGUUUUAUCGUUUAUGUAAGUAAGACCGGUAGGGCCAUUUAAAUUUCAUGAAUUCCCGAUUUCAUCUUCAUGAAUUCACAAUUUAAACUUCGUGAAUUCCCGUUUUCAAAAUACGGAAUUCACGAAUUCACGAUUCAGCUUCAUGAAUUCACGACACUAAGUUCACGAAUUCACGAUUUGAAUUUGGUAUCGUGAAUUCGUGAAGAUGAAAUCGUGAAUUCAUGAAGUUGAAAUCGUGAAUUCUUGAAGUUGAAAUCGAGAAUUCAUGAAGCUGAAAUCUGGAAUUCAUGAAGUUGAAAUGCCCCCAGCGGUCCUUCGUAUGUAUGACUUCAAUUGCGGCUACAACAGCAAAAACAACGAAUACAACUGUUAUGUCUUGUGAAUGUGACAAAAGUAGACGACUUCCAAAACUGUACUGUACUUCAUCGACUUUAAAUAAAGACUACGCUGGGAGAAAUGUAAACGACUAUUUCGACUUUUACGAGUACAAACCAUCAUAUGACUUGAGAUCACUUUUAUUUUCAAUUUUGAUAAGGUUUUUAGUCAAUUUCAGUCUGUUUGUUUAAAGUCCCUGAGACUUGAACAACUUAAACCUAGUUGAAUUUAACUGUUAAGGUCAAGGUCACUAAUGGCGAUUACUUGACGCUUUAGUGUACAGUCCAAAGAUUUGGUGUGAAGGUUUGACUGGCAAGUAAAUGGUCCCUGUUGAUUUUAAGGUCAGUCUGUCUGCUUCAUUGAUAAAACAUUGUCUUAACUGUAAAAUGCCUUUAACAGCUUUUCAUUUUGAUUCAUUUUUCACAUUUAGGGAAGAAAUCACUCUGGAAAAACAGAGUGGUCGAAUGUUCUGAAAUUUUGCACUCAGAGUAUUGGUCUAGACCUUUAUCAAAUGGAACAUAAAUCUCAAAAAAAUAUUUCCAGUAAUGUCAAAAAUUGUCUGUGGAGUCCUUUACAAGCUUAAUGUAUCACAAAAAGGAACAAGCUGAAAAGAAAGAAAAAUAAUGUAAGGGGAGCAUUUCCUGUUGAUUGAAAAUAAAAUAUUUCCUGUUGAUUGAAAAUAAAAUGUAGAAAUGUAGAAAUUUUUGAUUUAUGGAUGUGUUUUCAGAAGAGUUUGAGUUUCAAAUAUUGUUUUAUAUGACCAAUAACGUUCUAUACCAAAUAUUGUAUGUUAUAGUACAAUUUAUACACUAUCGUUUUAUAUCUUGUGUUUGUAGUUGUGUGUUCAAGUCCCAGAAUAAAACUUUCAUCUAUAUUGCAAUGGCAGCAUAUGCAGCUCAUCUGAGCACUGCAAGAAUCUCAGGUGAGCGAUCCAAAGCCAUCAUGGUCCUCUUGUUAGUAAGCUUCCUAUUGUUAUGAACGCUUUGAGCUGUUCGUGCCAUUCUCUUAAUGUCUGUUUCCUGGAACUAACCAAAAUGGUAUCAUUAUUAUAAGGAAACAUUAGUAGAAAUAAUAUUUUGAACUACUGAGCCAAACAAACAUGUGCUGUUAGUAUUUUUUGACAGGGAGCAAUUUUAAAAUAUGCAUGUAUUAAAUGAAAAUAUUGAUUCUGAUUUUGGUAUUUUUUGUCGCCUCUACAGAGUAAUGGCGACAUAUAGGGAUCACUUCUUCGUCGUCUGUCCGUCCGUAAAAAAAAUUGUCCGGACUACUCCUCAAAGACUAAUGUUGCAAUUUCAUCCAAACUUUACAGGAACGAUCUGUACUAAGUCUAGUUGUGCAUAUCGUUGGCAUUUUCCGGUUCAAUGAUUUUGUCAGAUUUCUGGCCCUUUAAUGUUUUUUUUUUAAUUUGUCCGGAUUACUCCACUAAUAUCAUUGAUGCAAGUUCAAUGAUACUUUACAGGAUUGAUCAGUGGUACAAAUACUUGUGCAUAUUACACAGAUUUUGCAGUUGAAUGAUUUUUGGCUUAGUUAUGGCCCUUGAAAAAAACGCGUUUUGCCCUUUUACUAUUUUUGUGUCUCCUGCUACACGGUAGCAGUAAUAUGUAAUUGGCUAUCACAAGGCCAUGUGAUCACCAAUCGUUCUUGUCUAAGCAGGGGAAAAUUAUCUUAUUACUAAAUGUUUCAUAAAUAAAGCUUACACGAGGGCUAAAAGGUGAGCUUUGGUGUGACCGAUUGUUUGUUGUCAUUGUCCACAAUUUCUUUAAGUAUCUAAUUAACAUCUCCCUUAUUAUAUCUACAUUAUCAUAACAUUUUUUGUGUCGCUUCUACAGAGAAGUGGUGACAUAUAGGGAUAAUUUCUGAGUCGCCUGUCUGUCCGUCUGUACGUUACUUGUCCGGACUACUCCUCAAAACUGUUGCAAUUUUAUUCAAGUUUUACAGGAAUGGUCAGUACCAAGUCUAGUUGUGCAUAUAGUCGGCAUUUUCUGAUUCAAUAUUUUUUGUUGUUAUGGCACUUUGUUAAUAAUUACUUUUAACGUUUGUCGGGACUACUCCUCUAACACCACUAUUGCAAUGUCGGAUUGAUUGGUAGUUCAAGUACUUGCGCACAUA